AUGACUGGCCGAUAGACUCGAGAAUACAGGACAUAGCCGCCGCUGGUUUAACGCCCAUCCGUGGGUCAAUAUGGGCUUGCUAGCUGGUGUGUUGUGACUGAAGCCAGUUAAUCAAAGUUCCAGGGAUAGCGAACAUUUUCCGUGUUGAUUUGUUUCAUAUUAAAAGUGUCGUGUUAUUGAGGCUACCAACUAAUAGACUGGAUACUUUCCUGUUUAUUUUAAUGUCUGGAUACACAUUUGAAUGAAACAUACAGAUGAAGAUGUUAAAGUGAUAGAAACACUUCUCGUCCGUGGAACUAGGUCACUUUUAGGAACAAAUAUUUAUAGAUUAAACAAUUUUUGGUUUAAAUUUGUUUCAGAUUUUCCAGCAAUCACUGCCCUAAAUUAUAUGUAAAUUUAUAUUUAAGGAAUAUUUAAAACAGUCUAACGCAAUUUAUAAUACUUCUUAUAUUGGUAACAAAGACAGCUCAAAACAAAUGUGUAAAGUCUACUAUAGUACAAUGAAGUAAAAUCAUUGGUGAAGUCUUAAUUUUCUUCAGAGGCAACACAAUUGAAGGAAAUGUCCAGAGACUUGGAGUCUGAAUCUGAAUGAUGUAGUAAAACUUUUGAAUCACUCCUAAUGCUGCUAGCUUCCGGAUGAUUCAUCCAGUAGUCAAAUUUUAGGUUUUGAGUCGGUCAGUCACCAAUGGUGUGUCUUUGGUUUCUACUUGAGUCAAACAGUUUUUCAUAGCAUCGACAAAGAAAAGCAGCAGAGAAUGGAUACAUUGUUACAGAAUCCCGUGUUCAGGGCAAAGAUGAAGUCACUUAGUCCAGCGACAAGACGCUGGUUCAUUGACUCUUUGAUAGAUCUGUUUGACCAGGAGUCCGAAUAUGUCAUUGACGUCAUUGAGGAUUGUCGAGAGGAGAUGAGGGAGACGGCGGACAAGUUCAAGGACGAGGCAGAGCAGUUGAGAACUGCUUCCAGACUUCUUCAGGAGAAACGGGAAUCCCCGGAACAAUCGCCAAAACGCUCUGUCUCGAGAGUCUCUGCCCCUAGCCGACUUAUAUAUGUCAAGGAGAGACAAGGGAAUGGAACUCCAGACUCUGUGCUAUCCAUGCGGCUACGUCAGCGGCGGAGACGAAUUGUUAUGUCUGAUGAAGAUGGGUGCAGUAGGUCUUCACCGGAGGCUAAUGACAAUAACAGGUGUGCGUCCUCUCUGAGUGUACCUUCCUUACCUCUACUAGGCAGAGGCGUAUCGCCCAGUGCCAGAACAACCAGAAGUUUACCGGUCACCCCCACAGUGCCGGUCAGGGAGCAAGACGAAGUAGAAAGACAGAAGAAAGUUCACGAGGAGACUCGCGCCAUAUUACAAAAUAUGACUAGCAGAGAGAGUCAAGCGGAAGUGGAAAGAGAGAGACAACAAGAGAGACUAGAGAGACUACGAAGACAGAAGAAAUUUUUAGCCGAAGAUAGAACUCAGAAAGCCUUGCAACUUUUAGAGAAAGCUCUGGAAAUGGACAAAGUACUGGUGCAAGACAAAGAAAGACAAGGGCUGCAACUGAGAAAUAAGUUGGACGAGAUGAAAAAGAAACGAGGUCAGCAAAACGUGGAAUACGUUGAGGUCAUCCCUCUACAGGACAAAUAGCUGGACACACUACAUUCUGCUGGACAACACUUCAAGUGUCAAUGUUCUUCAUUGGAAGUCACGAUACUCUCGGGAUAGUCUUCUCGUGAUGGAAAAGACAAAUACAAUUGGAUUUUGUUAAGAACAUCCCAAGCCUCGGGUAUAAUUUUUGUUUGAAUAACCAGACCAAGAUCCAAUACGUUUUUAUAUGCCAAUCAGCCAUAUGCAAACAUUUGACUUACGAUGAUUUUUGCCGAAUACAUUUAUGGACUAUAAAUACCCUUUUAAUGGGUUUGCUUCAUAAUGUUAGACUUUAAGAUGCAGUUUUGCUCUACACGCGAUUCUUUUCAAAAAUGAUUUCACCAUUGAACACGAUUUCUCAUCAGUUGAGUUGACAAAAACAACACCACCACCACCACCACCAGGUGUGAUACACUAAUUGUAUACUUUGUUUCUACAAACUCUAGAUCCAUGUUUAUGUAUUUACUAAUUCAACUGAUUGUGGCAUUAUCUUUCUAGGAUUCUAUGACUUUGACAUUAUUUUUAUUUUAAUAGAUUCUACAGAUUGUAAAAGUAUCUUCUCGCAGGUGAUAAAGAAUUAGACAUCUUUGUAAAGAUACUUCGUUUUCUUGUUUAGUAGUUUAGUCAAAAUGUAAACGUUUUUUACGUUGUAGGUUAUACUAUGCUAGAGUUUUAAUGGCCUACAGUUGUACUGAACAUAUCUCAAUGUUUCUACUAUACUCUAUCGCUAUAGAUAAUUCUCUAAUACUUCAAGUUGAUAUGUACACUCUAAAAUACAAAAUGUAAAUAGCAUACA
Molecule: messenger RNA, 2421 nt
Organism: Biomphalaria glabrata
Lineage: Eukaryota; Metazoa; Mollusca; Gastropoda; Planorbidae
Exons: 6
Coding region: 756-1625 (289 amino acids)
Source: RefSeq, a predicted model, not a curated record